UUGCUUAUACAAUUUAAUACCUCUAUGACCUAAUGGUCACCAUGCCGGACUGCUACACUGGGGGUCCUGGGUUCGAUCCCCGGUCAGGUCAACAUGGAAAAUGAACUUUUUCAGAUUUACUUGGGUCUUGUAUAUUUAUCUAUAUAUGUAUAUGUUAUAGAUUAUAGUACCGUUGAGUUGGUAACCCAUAAUACAAGUCUCAAACUUAGUUUGGUGCCAACUCAAUUUGUGUGAUUUGUCCAUACAUAUUUAUUUAAUUGGUCCCACACUAGGCAACACGCCUGUCCUAUGGUAACCAAUGUUAUAGACCAUAACAUAUAACGUUAACAGUUAUCGACAAUAGGUUUACAGUAGAAGUUACUUGCUAUACAGUCAAAGAUACUACUUGUUUAAAAAGAAAGGAAAAAAGAUAAUCUUUUAAAAUUACACGUGGAGCUUGCAAGCAACUAUGCUUCACUGGACAUGAUAAUAAAUUGGACUGGAAUCUGUAGGACUUGUUCAGUAUCGAUGUAAUCCCAUUUUAUUAAGAGCGAUCUAAUCAGGUGCUUACAAAACUCAAUAAAUUAUGUAACUAAAAAACUCAAAAACAACUGCUAUAGAUUUGUACCUCAUUUUCUUUAAUUCUUCAGAGUAGCAUUGUUAUUAGUUUUAUGCAUGUGACUGUAAUUCUUAACGUUUACUUUUGAUAAUUACUAAUGAUUAUUUUCUGUUAAAAACAACAGAUAAUAUUAUAUCACCAUACCAAUUGCCUGGCUAUUGGUAGUGGUUGGUGUUAUCAGUAAUUUAUCAGUAUUUUUAAAUACGUCCAUUAAAUUGUUUGAUCAUAGAAAAUGAAACAUAAGUCAAAGAGCUUAUUUCUGGAAUACUUUGAAUAAGUCUCUGUAGUGUGCAAUGGCUACGAUGUUUUCGUUUCUCAUGAUCCUACUAAUAAUAAUGAUAAUUAGUACAGUUCACACAGUUUUAUUGCAAGUGAAGAGUGCUGUUGAAAGCGCAAUAACAGAAGAUUUUAAAGAAUGUGUUGGAAUGAUCAUCUCUACACAGUUACCGAUGGGAUCUCAAAUUAUGGCUUCAAAGAAAUCAGAUCGAUAUUUAUCUCACAUUCAUAAACUUAACCACGUUACUACCGUGUACAGGACUGACUUAAAUAAUUCAUAUAGAAAUUUACACCACAAUUAUUUGAUUGUCAUUAGCGAAAAUAAAGAAUUGAUAUCAACGAUUGAAAUUAUCAAAAAAGAUUUGUUUUGGAAUCCUCGAGCAAACUUUAUAAUUGUCAUCGAAUGUACGAAUCCCAAAAAUAAACUAAAUGAUGUGUUUAAGACACUAUUUCAAAACUAUAUUUUUGAAGUUUUAGUCGUAACACGAGAAGACGCUGCCCAAGUUAUUUAUACUUAUCUCCCAUAUCAUAAAUAUGAAUGUGGAAAUUACGAAAAUGUAAAAAGAGUAAAUGAUUGUAAAGGUCUCACAGUUGGCCGUAAUAUAUUUCCAGUUCCAGAAUCUAGAAGUUCUAAAAAUUGCAUUUUCCGAGUAAUUACACACCAUUUCCCACCUUUUGUAUUUUUGCCAGGUAAAGAUCGUAAAGUUGGAUUAGAAAAUGAUGUUAUUAAUCUAUUAGCAGAAAUGGAGCAAUUUGAUUUUGUAUAUGAAUAUGACCAAAUGUUUGAAAGAUUCGGUGAUAUUAACAAUAAUAAUCAAGCUACUGACCUACUUGGAGUUUUGCAAAAUGGAUCAGCAAAUAUUGCGCUGGGUGGAUUUGCCAAUAUGGGUAACCGAAAUCUGUUAUUUGAUUACAUUUGGACAUAUUUUACAUUUACAGACGAUUAUCUAAUGAUUUUCUCAUCGCGAGGAGAUAACUUGCCUAGAUGGGCUAUAUUUGUUCAUGCUUUCAGGAAUAAAACACGGAUUGUUUUAUUUGUAGUCACUUUGACCGUCUGCUUUUUGCUCAUUGUUAUUGAAAAGGCUUUUUCAUAUUUAAAGAGCACAACUUUCGCAAGUGUUAGCUCGAUAUUUUACUAUAUGUUGUUUACUAUUUGUGGGAAUACGGGAAACCUUCUACAACGAAGGUUUAAAUUUAAAAUGUGCCUUUUAAUUUGGGCGUGGUUUGUAUUUUUUGUCAACACCUUUUAUCAGUCUUCACUGUCAAGUUAUACUACGUUUAGAGGUAAAAUUAUCGAUGUUAAAGAUGUUGAUACAUUAGUGAGAAAAAACUAUAAACCAUGUAUUCCAAAUCCUGUAUUAGGGUAUAUGAAAGAUUCUAAGGUGUCGUUUUUUAAUCAUUUGGAACAUUUACCGCCAGAAUGCGAGAGUACUGAAUCAUCACUUUUAUAUUUAACAGAAAACAAAGGGUUUUAUACAGUUAAUGUUUUAUACAAAUAUCUUUAUGUCAUUAAUCAUACAAACAGAUGUAAAAUACAUAUGAUGCGAGUAGCACCGUUACAACGAAUGGAACGUGCAAUAUUUGUCAACAAAGGUUUUCCAUUUCUAGCUCAAUUUAACUAUCAAGUGCUAAAAUUAUCAGAAUCUGGCCUAUUCAUUAAAAGUUUUCGAGAUAUGAUAGAAAAGAGAUCCAUUUUAUUACAAAAGAGAGCUUGUCUCAGAAAAGGCAAAGGACCAUUUAAAAUUGAAAAUGUGUAUCAUGUUUAUUUGUUCUAUGUAAUAGGAGUGUGUAUAUCAAUUUUCGUUUUUAUUAUAGAAUUAAUCAAGUAAUAAAUAUAAUCGAUGUUUGAA
This is a messenger RNA of Plodia interpunctella (Indianmeal moth), 2724 nucleotides long. RefSeq lists its product as uncharacterized. Gene Ontology annotation, cellular component: plasma membrane. The transcript has a single exon. The record is from RefSeq and is a predicted model, not a curated record. NCBI's taxonomy places the organism in Eukaryota, Metazoa, Arthropoda, Insecta, Lepidoptera, Pyralidae. The coding region runs from base 892 to 2703 and encodes 603 amino acids. Gene Ontology annotation, molecular function: ligand-gated monoatomic ion channel activity; signaling receptor activity.